This is a messenger RNA of Peniophora sp. CBMAI 1063, 219 nucleotides long. The record is from the annotation of a GenBank genome assembly. Lineage: Eukaryota; Fungi; Basidiomycota; Agaricomycetes; Russulales; Peniophoraceae.
AUGCAGCAAAUCCCGCUGAAUUCGGCAUACAGCUCCGGGGCGGUCACCUGCACAAUCACUACAUUUUUGACGGGGAUCCUACUCGCCAAGAUUCAGGACCCUCGAGCUUCUGCGCGCGGGGCGAGGCGACGCGUCGGCACGGCGUUCAUGCCCGUAGGGCGGUUGUAUGGUCUGAAGGUUCUUCUUUACGUAGUUGUCCUACUUGCCACUUGUAUUUAA